Messenger RNA from Fusarium vanettenii 77-13-4, 1587 nucleotides. RefSeq lists its product as uncharacterized. The coding region runs from base 1 to 1587 and encodes 528 amino acids. The transcript has a single exon. Gene Ontology annotation, molecular function: protein binding. NCBI's taxonomy places the organism in Eukaryota, Fungi, Ascomycota, Sordariomycetes, Hypocreales, Nectriaceae. The record is from RefSeq and is a predicted model, not a curated record.
AUGUCCAAAGCCAGCAGCCCGCCUUCGGCUCCAUUUCUCCGUCUGCCCAACGAGUUGGUCGGCUCUAUUUGCCAUCUCCUGCCAAACAGUGACAUCAAGAAUCUCCGCCUUACCUGCCGCUUUUUUGCUGAAAAAGCUCAGCUGCGUCUGCGCCGUGUCUUCAUUUCCCCUGGUCUACACAACCUCGACGCUCUCCGCGGCAUCGCGGACCACGACACAUUUCGACGAGAUGUGGAGGAGAUCAUCUGGGAUGAUGCCACUUUGAAACCCAUCCAAAGAGAGAAAGGGCCGAAUAGCCACGGUUGGGACCCGGAUGCUGAAGAUUCUGACGAAGAGGAAGAACCUGUGCUUCAAUGGUUCGUCCGACUUUGUAAAAUCAGCAUCGCCCAUCUCAAAUCACGCAUGAUGCGCCAAAAUCGACCCGACACUGUUGCAAGACAAGAAGAGUUGGCCAAUGCCAUGUCUUUCCGGGAAUCACUCAAGCACUACCGAGUCCUCGUGCUACAACAACAGUACAUAUUUCAGUUGCGUGCUGACGAGGAUGCCUUCCGGUACGCUCUGCGGCGUUUCCCUCGUCUGAAAAGGGUCACCGUCACACCAGCGGCCCACGGUUUUCUAUUUGAGCCUCUAUACAAGACACCCAUGAUUCGAAACCUGCCUUAUGGUUUUCUCUAUCCCAUCCCACGAGGCUGGCAAGUCCCACGCGAUGGCAUCAAUCGAGACCCAGUGUCACCAUGGGAUGGCGAUGGAGCCAUUGAGAAAGAAAAGGACCAAUGGCGUGGAUUUCGCAUUGCCACGCGCAUCCUAGCCGAAGAGCAACAUCACCAUGUCUCGGAGUUGAUCUUUGACAACCACAAGAUCACGACCGGGAUUAACCACUUUGCCUUUCAUCCACCAAGUGAGGAGUAUCAUAACUUCUGCACCAUUCUCAAGCGUCCUGGGUUCCGGCGUGUCGAGGUUUCCUUACUUGUAGGAUACCUGAUGGACGAGGAGGCUGAUGGUUGGGACACGUAUCGCAACGGGGAUUUGUACAAGGCCCUCGCCGGGGCACCCGAUUUGGAGCAUGUUGGCUUGCAAUCUGACUAUGAGGAACAUGGGUACCAUACAGGGGGCAGCAUGGAAGAGUUCGUUUCGCUAUUCAGUGUGUUCCCCAUCGAUCGUUGGACAAAGCUCAGGCAUUUUGGGUUAUCCCGCAUGCAGGUGGCCCAAGAUGAUCUUGUCUCGUUUCUCGCCAAGCUUCCGUCCACAUUGGAGUCAGUCGAGCUCAGCUUUCUCGCCUUUCUUGAAGAGCAAGGCAACUACUGCGGCCUCUUGAGCGACAUCCGUGAUAAGCUCGGUUGGAGAGACCGGCCUGUCGAUGCAAAAGUCAAGAUCUGCGUGCUUAUUACGUUUAAUCAAGCCAACCGAGAAGGGCGGUACAUCCGUCUCAACAAGGAGGUCCAAGACUAUGUUUACGGAUCUGGACCUCCACCCUUUAGCCCCAGGGGCUACAUCGGUUACGGUACAGGUGUGCAGCAAGAUGAGUUUAACCCUCACUGGGAACGACCUUAUGAGAAACCUUCAACAUUAGAGAGACUUGGAUACUGA